Molecule: messenger RNA, 1668 nt
Organism: Symbiodinium sp. CCMP2592
Lineage: Eukaryota; Dinophyceae; Suessiales; Symbiodiniaceae
Source: the annotation of a GenBank genome assembly
AUGUCGCAGUCCUCGACCUCGCUCUCGGCUGAGGCCGGUAAGGCUCUGGAGAGCUUGCAGGAACAUGGUUCCUCGCCUCUUGUCCUCCCGGGGCAUUAUGUCAACCCCUCCAUCCAGGUCAUGUCCUUGAUCACCUCCGAGCUGGGUCAGCAAAUCAGCUCGGGCUACACCUGCCAGGUGUAUCUUCCAGCCCAGCCCUGCUACUCUCCCUUCUCUGAGGUGCAACGCAUCGAUGUGACGCGUGGCCCCGCCACCUUCCCGCCCCUUUUGGAAGAGCGAGAGCACUAUGUGAUUCGGACUGCCAAAGCCGGCUUCGGCGCGGAGGUUAAUCGAGAAAUUAUCAGGGCGGCUCGCAUGCCUGAGGUGGUGGUUCUUCAGACCAUUUUGGCCUGGGAUCCACAGGCGAUCUCCCUGCUCCAUGACCAUGACAUCAUACAUGCUGAUGUUCGGCUAGCCAACAUCAUGCUCCGAACGGACCCGGCCAGCUUCGUCCUCAUCGAUUACGGCGGCAGCAAGGAGACCAUUUGGCCGGUCCGUUAUGGUUACACAGUAGCAGGCCGCGGAGGCACUCAACACCGCCCUCCAGCUGAAUGCAUGAAUGAAUGGUCGACCCCCUCGCUGCGGGUCCCUUACUUAUGCGGCCGGAGCGACUUCCACCGCCUGGCCUGUACUAUCCGUGAGGAAAUUCUUGGCCAGAUGGAAAGCGAGGCGGGGCAACGCCCACCCGCUGAGGAAGGCAACGCCUCCAGACGCCGGAAACGCGACCAGCUUCGCCCACAACUUUUUUGCGAGGCUGAGCAGGAAUUGGACAUGAUGCUUGACACCACCACGUGGAGGGUAAAGCCCAAUCCUCACAGCCUCUUCCCGCCUGGCUCGUGGCGAGACACGGCUGUCAACCCUACCAUCAUGCUGACGGCUCACCUGUGGACUACCGAGGGCCAGUCACGUACUUGCACUACCACCUUUCGCUCGCCUUUGGAGCGCAAGGGCAACUCCAAUGGGCAUUUUGUGGACGAGCCGGACCAGCCCUCCUAUGAGCCUGGCGUCUCUCUCACAGCACAGUUCAACACUGGCUCGUGGGAACAGUCGGGCUAUCUCCCCAAGAUCUUUCUGGUCUGUGAGCUAAAGACUGAGGGACGUGGCACCCGAUCAGUGGCUCAGCAGGUCUAUCCCUGGCUGUCAUACCGAAACAGGGAUGGCAUGCUGGAGCUAGAGCCACCGCCAGGUCCACCUCGGAUGGACCCAUCCCCAAUCCAGUCCCAGAGCAACGCUCUCCUAUCAGGGGGCACCGCCCAAGAGCCACUUGUGCCAGGGCGAAUCACAUCGGACCCGACUCCGCCUUCAACGACGCCUCCUUCCCCCAUGCUAACGGGCGUUUGGGCUGAGCCACCUACGGAAGCGCCUGAUGCAGAGGAGACCACCGCUGCCCCCGCGGCGUCGGGAGCUCCGGAUGUUCACUUCUUCUCACCUCUUCAGGUCUUCCCGCUCGUCCAUGCUCUGGAGCAACACGCUGGCACCACGGUACCCGGAGCAGAUGGCCUCUCUCGCGCGGCCCUCUCCAACUCCAUUCAGGAUACGAUGAUCUUCUUGCAGGCUCUGUUGCUCUACUUGGAGUACCAGGAGCCGGAACCGGCCCCCACUGAGAGCCAGGCCAACCCUCUCUUUUAG